CCCGACUCCGCCUGGGCUGGUGGGGGGCGGGAGCCCGCGCGCCGCCGGGCCGCCCGAGUGCCACAUCACUGCGCCGCCCGCCGGCCUGCCCGCAGCCCACCAUGCCGUCCUCGCUGCCGCUGCUGCUCCUCACCCUGCUGGCCGCCGUCACCGCCCGGCCCGGGUGCGAGCCCGCCCGGGACCCCUCCGGCAGCUGCCGCCGGCCGCCAUCUGCAGACAGCGCCACAUGCGUGGACCUGCGGCUCAGGACGUGCGGUGACACCUCCUACAACCAGACGGCCUUUCCUACGCUGCUGGAACACCGGUCUCGGGAAGCGGUGGAGUCCAGCUCCGAGUACAUCCUGCUGAGCGUCCUGCACCACCUCCUGGAGGGCCAGUGCAACCCCGACCUGCGGCUGCUGGGCUGUGCCGUGCUGGCCCCCCGGUGCGAGGGUGGCCGUGUGCGCAGGCCUUGCCGGCACGUCUGCGAGGGCCUGCGGGAGGCCUGUCAGCCCGCCUUCGACGCCAUCGACAUGGCCUGGCCCUACUUCCUUGACUGCAGCCUCUACUUUGCACGCGAGGAGGAAGGAUGCUAUGACCCCCUGGAGGUGCUGCGGGGGAGCCUGGACACCGAGGAGGUGCUGCCCUCCGGCCUGCCGUCCACGUUCAUUCACUUCACCCACCACUCCUAUGCCCAGAUGGUGCGAGUGCUGAAGCGAACGGCAGCCCGCUGUGCCCACAUUGCCAAGACCUACAGCAUCGGGCGCAGCUUUAAUGGCAAGGAGCUGCUGGUCAUUGAGUUCUCGAGCCGCCCUGGCCAGCAUGAGCUGAUGGAACCCGAGGUGAAGCUCAUUGGCAACAUCCAUGGCAACGAGGUGGCGGGGCGGGAGGUGCUCAUCUACCUGGCCCAGUACCUGUGCUCCGAGUACCUGCUGGGCAGCCCCCGCGUCCAGCGUCUGCUCAACACCACCCGCAUCCACCUGCUGCCCUCCAUGAACCCCGAUGGCUACGAGGUGGCAGCCGCUGAGGGUGCUGGCUACAAUGGGUGGACCAGUGGGAGGCAGAAUGCGCAGAACCUGGACCUGAACCGCAACUUCCCUGACCUGACAUCCGAAUACUACCGUGUGGCCGCAUCACGUGGCGUGCGCAGUGACCACAUGGCCAUCCCACAGCACUACUGGUGGGGUAAGGUGGCCCCCGAGACGAAGGCGAUGAUGAAGUGGAUGCGGACCACCCCCUUCGUGCUCUCAGCCAGCCUCCACGGCGGCGACCUGGUGGUGUCCUACCCCUUUGACUUCUCCAAGCACCCGCAGGAGGAGAAGAUGUUCUCUCCCACACCUGACGAGAAGAUGUUCAAGCUCCUGGCCAGAGCCUAUGCCGACGUCCACCCCAUGAUGAUGGACAGGUCGGAGAACAGGUGUGGGGGCAACUUCCUGAAGCGGGGCAGCGUCAUCAAUGGGGCAGACUGGUACAGCUUCACAGGAGGCAUGUCCGACUUCAACUACCUGCACAGCAACUGCUUUGAGAUCACGGUGGAGCUGGGCUGCGUUAAGUUCCCCCCCGAGGAGGCCCUCUACACCAUCUGGCAGCACAACAAGGAGCCGCUUCUCAGCUUUGUGGAGAUGGUGCACCGGGGCAUCAAAGGCGUGGUGAUGGACAAAUUUGGCAAGCCGGUCAAAAACGCCCGGAUUGUGGUCAAGGGCAUCCGCCACGAUGUCACCACAGCCCCAGAUGGUGACUACUGGAGGCUGCUGCCCUCAGGGUCCCACAUUGUGAUUGCUCAGGCCCCUGGCUACUCUAAGGUCAUCAAGAAAGUCACCAUCCCUGACCGGAUGAGAAGGGCUGGCCGAGUGGACUUCAUCCUGCAACCUCUGGGCACCGGACCCAAGCAGGUCCUUCCUGGGUCACGGAGAAGUGGGCCUGGACUCCGAGACCCUCUGGGAGAUGCUGGCCUGCACGGAGAGCUGGGGGGGCCUGGCCAGGAGCCCCUUGGAGCGAGGAGGCAGCCCUCAGCUGGUGGGAGCAAGCCGUGGUGGUGGUCCUACUUCACGUCGCUGAGCCACCACAAGCCGCGCUGGCUGCUCAGGUACUAGGUGCCACUGUCCUGCCCGGACGUGGAGGCCCAGCCCACCUCUGCCCAGGGGCUCCUGGCUCUUGGUUCCAUCUUCCACAGACAUCCUAUAAAGCCAUAUCCGUGUUA
Messenger RNA from Manis pentadactyla (Chinese pangolin), 2179 nucleotides. It is a transcript of the gene CPZ, whose product is annotated as carboxypeptidase Z. The transcript has 11 exons. Gene Ontology annotation, molecular function: metallocarboxypeptidase activity; zinc ion binding; protein binding. The coding region runs from base 102 to 2072 and encodes 656 amino acids. NCBI's taxonomy places the organism in Eukaryota, Metazoa, Chordata, Mammalia, Pholidota, Manidae. The record is from RefSeq and is a predicted model, not a curated record. Gene Ontology annotation, biological process: proteolysis.